Messenger RNA from Dicentrarchus labrax (European seabass), 3720 nucleotides. RefSeq names its product LysM, putative peptidoglycan-binding, domain containing 2 (gene lysmd2). Lineage: Eukaryota; Metazoa; Chordata; Actinopteri; Moronidae. The record is from RefSeq and is a predicted model, not a curated record. The transcript has 3 exons. The coding region runs from base 223 to 927 and encodes 234 amino acids.
UGUACGUUUUUUUACGUCAACGUAACGGAUCUAUGACAAAAGCGAGCCGUGAGGUAGUGGUCCCCGAAACAUGUCUCUGAUCCCCCGGGUUGACAUGCUGAAUAUGACCGGGGAUGGGAACCUCCCUGCCGCCUGAAAUAGCGAUUCACUUUACCCCAGCGAGUCAUCCGGAGCGUUAAAGCCCACAGAGGCAAAUCCGGCUCUUUAUUUAUUCAAGAGAAGAUGGCGGAGUUUUCGCCCGUCCUGCCGAUGCGGGAUGGAGGAGGACGAUUCGGGCAGCCCAUCUUCCCUCGGUCCAGGUCCGGUUCCGAAUCCGAGAGCGAACUGUCCCAGAGCCUGGCCCGGACCAAGAUCCGCUCGUACGGAAGCACAGCUAGCGUCACGGCCUCACUGGGGGAGAAAUACAUAGAGCAUCGGGUUACAGACAGUGAUACCCUGCAAGGGAUUGCUCUCAAAUACGGUGUCACGAUGGAACAAGUCAAGAGAGCCAAUAAGCUGUUCAGCAAUGACUGCAUUUUUCUGAGGAACAGCCUCAACAUCCCCGUAGUGUCGGAGAAGCGCUACAUAUUUAAUGGACUGUCUCCGGAGUCUCCUGACGGGGACGGUGAAGCAGCAUGCCAGGAGACGGAUACACCCUGUAUUGUGACGCAGGAUAUUGAGGGACCCUCGCCUUCCCCUUCCCCGCCCCCUGCGGACUCCAAACCCCCGCAGCCAGAGGAGCUGUCAGCCAAAGACUUCUUACACAGAUUGGACUUGCAAAUUAAACAGUCAAAGCAGGCAGCCCGCAGGCUGAAAGAAGAGGAAAUAAGAUGGUGUGUGUUUUCGGGGCUGAUGGCUGUCUGUUGCCUCGUUUCAAUGAUGGAUACCUGUCAGCAGCAAAUGGUGCUACUGUUUCUUGGUUUGCAACUGAGGGAUCAUAGAUACUGAGUCAUUGUUUGAGUGUUGGAAGCAUGUUUGGAGGAUUUAGUAGACAGGAUGCUAUAGUGAGUUUGCUAUGAUCAAGUCCAGCAUUUGUAGGUCUUGAAAAGAAGAGCUUGGGUGUUUUUGUCACUGUGUCGUUAGUGUUCACAGCCACAUUUUUCACCUUAACCUUGAAAUGCUUGUUGGAAAUGGGGCACAGACUCUCAUCCCUGAGCUCAGUAGGUGAUUGUCAGAACUCCUGACCAGCCGGGAACAGACACCAAAUGCAAGGAAGUGAAAAUUUUCUCACAGUAGCAGGAUCCAAGAUAGGAAUCAGGCUUUUUGUCAAUCUGCCCUACUAGUCAGAUGCCCACGUUAUGCAACAGUCAGGUGUUUAGCAGGAGGUUUGGCUUGCUGAAUCAGGCCUGAGCAUGUCUUCCUGACACUGCACGUUGACACAAAGAAUGCUCUCACGUCUGCUCAGUAGCAAGGUAGUAAUAGAUGCCUGGCAUACAACCAUUCAUAGAGACACAGGCCUUGUUGGUACUAUCGGUUUAGUCAGGACUGAGUCACACUGCAGCAGAUUCUUUUACAGACACAGAGUAUAAGCUGUUUUUCCACUUCAGGCUCUCUAAAAGUGUUUUGCUCAUACUAUUUUGUUUUCCGAAUGAAUGCAGACGCUCUUGUAGCAGCUGUUGUGUUAAUUUCCUUCCUGUUGGCCUUGUAAUAUAACAUAACCAUUUUGGCAGCUGCACUGGCAUCAACUGUCCCUUGUACCUGAUUUCUAUUAUGACUGGUGGUCUGAAACCAUGCUGUGAAAGUUGGACAUCUUCAAUUUCUCCUCAAAUCUCAUCUUAUCAUAUGAAAAGUCAUUACUUGGUCCAUGUGUAAAAUACUAAUAUUUACUCAUAUUUGACCGCACAACAUUUUCUAAUAAUUUUGUCAUGAUGUGCCAGUAAUUCUAGGCUAGUGUUUUGUUUUACAAAGGCCCGAAGCCUUAAGCAAAUGUGCAAGACAGAGUAUUAAAUUUCUCUCUAAAUGUUUACAUACCAGCUGAGGCAAUGCCGAGCUUUGUAUUAAAGCCCUGUCCCUGACUCCAGCCACAUCAGAAGACGGCCUGCGGAGCUUGUAUUGUGUUUAGACAAACAAAGGCUCACUCCGUUGUUUCCACACGGUCCCAGAGCAAACACAAGACUGCGUGCCUGUUGGAAAUGAAGCAAACCACAAACCACCUUAAUCUAAACUGUGGGGAAUAGCUGACUGAUGGAUACAUUUCUUUAAAGGAGCCUAUAUCUUCAUAUAUCUUAUAGUUUGAUAUCAGUUGCUGUGAUAUUACUGUAUAGAUUUACAUGAUGAAGAUUUGUUUAGCCUGGAAACGUGGCCACAUUAUUCCACAAACUCAAUCAGUGCUUUGCUAUCGAGCAACCUGCUUUUAAGGCCAAAUAUUCUUCCUGUCACUUCCAUUUAUUGCAGUCGUUUAGUAACUUUAUUUGUAUACAACUUUUUACAAACAGGAAUUCUAAAGAGUACAAGUAUAAAGGAUCAUAAAAAGACAGGAUGAUAGAGAUAAUUGGGUGAAGAAGGAAACACAAAGACUCUUAAUGCCUAAUAACUAUUAUGCCAAAUUAAAAACAGAACAAGUUUAUAGUGAAGUAAAACUUUGAAUUAAAAUGUUGAAUUGUUAAAAGUAUAUACGAUCACAAAGGCUCAGUGUUACAAAGGAUAGAUAGAUUUGAGUUUGCAGCUUCGUCUCAUCAAGCACAUCAUUGCAAAAUCUGGUAUUCCCCUUUGAGCAAACACCCGGUCACUUCUUGACACUGUAAACAUAUCGUUAGGAAGUGGAAUCAAAUCUGGAUUUCUUUCAUUCAAGGUCAGAAUUUCCAGAUUCAAAUCACCACUAAAAUUCAACAGAUUGUUCCCUGGACCAAGGCCUCGCUCUCCACCAAAUUUCAUGUGAAUUUCGAUAUAGAUAGGUAGAUAUAGAUACAGAUAUCCUGGUGAGAGACUGACUAACUAAAGUACAAAGUAUGCAUGAGUGCGUAAUUUGCUUCAGGUGGUAGCAGAAUAACAUGUACAAACUUGUCUGAUCCAAGUUUACUCUCAACUAGAUGCAAUAAAUGAGUAAGUUUGGCAUCUGUGGGAACAAUUCUGUUUCCAGGGAUGGCCUCUUGAAGACCAGCAGCACUCAGCACCCUGUUAACGAGUUCUUCAUUGUUUAAAGGAUUGAUCCUGUCAUCCUUCGUUUUCUAGUCAAAGAAAAUCAAUACAGCAACAUUCUGUUAGCUUCCUAACUUUACACUUCUCUCUCCUCUCUUCAGUUUCUCCUGCAACAUUAUGGCUUAAAACCUUCCUUUCCAUCCAGUAUUGAUCCAUCCCCCUAAUUAAUUAUAAUCCUUGGCAGCUCUCAACCUUGUGAGUAGUUUAAACAUGUACAGUAGCCCUCAAGGAAGAAACGUUUCCCUCUAAAUGAGGGAAUUUGUGACGACUUGCAUUUCUGAAGUAGCUUUUAUAAAGAGAGUUGACAGGUAACGGCAAACUUUAUGAUUGAGCUCAAGACGUUUGUGUGUUGUACUGAGAGGACGUUGUCUGGCCAGAUGAGCCCUCAGCUGUGACGGAGAACAACACGGCUGUUUGGUUAAACUCAUCCAUUAUUCACACACAGUGCAUUCACCUAGACGCUGCGGUGACCAGUUAAGAAAGAGAGGAAAAGAAUUAAGUGUGUGUGUGUGUGUGUGUGUGUGUGUGUGUGUGUGUGUGUGUGUGUGUGUGUGUGUGUGUGUGUGUGUGUGUGUGUGUGUGUGUGUGUGUGUGUGUGUGUGU